ACACCUCUCUGAGGAAACAGGUCUCAUAAUGACUGUCUUUAAACUGAUCCCCGGUCAGCUAGUUGAGGAGACAUACAGGAAGCCAGGAAGUGUGUAAUGAUACUGAUGCCAGCGAUAGUAGUCAUUACGUACCGACGGACAGUGUUUAGUUUGGACAUUAGGACGUGAAUAUUUCUCCUAACAGGUUUACAUAUUUGAGUUUUAGCGAUGGAUAAGCUUCGACGUGUGUUGAGCGGCCGGGAGGAUAACGAAGAACUCGGGCUAACUGCACAGGUUCUUGAUGCCAGCUCCCUCAGCUUCAGCACCAGGGUGAAAUGGUUUGUCAUAUGCUUUGCUGGAGGCAUCCUGUUCUCCAUACUCGGCUCAGCUCUGCUCUUCCUUCCUGGUGCCGGCAUCAAGCUUUUUGCUGUCUUCUACACACUUGGAAAUAUUGCAGCUUUGUCCAGCACCUGUUUCUUGAUGGGACCAUUAAAACAACUGAAGAAGAUGUUUGAACCAACAAGACUCAUAGCAACCAUUGUUAUGCUGCUCUGCCUUGUCUUAACACUUUGUGCAGCGUUUUGGUGGCAUAAAAAUGUACUGGCAAUCCUCUUCUGUAUUCUGCAGUUUUUGGCAAUGACCUGGUAUAGCAUCUCUUACAUUCCUUUCGCCAGAGAUGCAGUGAUCAAGUGCUUCACUACCUGCCUGAAUUAAAGCUCUGGAUGCUGCAGUUUCCAUGAAAACUGGUCCCAACACGCAAAGCAGUUGUUAAAUAUGUUUAUACACUAUUCGUUUUCACUUUUCACCUCUUUCUGCCUCAUACUGUGAAUUCUUGCCUUUCACAUUUAGCUAGAAGAGUUGCAAUUUAGCCAUAAUGUAACUGUAAAUCAUCUUUUUUCUCCAAGCAUGCCUAAUGCCUAAUAUAUUUAAGAAAAGCGGAUUCUAUGAGAUUCUUAUGCUUUCUAAAGAUUUUAUGCAAGUCAUGUGCAGGAAAAUUAUUCUUAUUAUGCACAACAAACUGUAACAACGACACCUUGAUGAAAUUAUAUCUGUAUUUAUACCAAACACACAUUUUUGAUUAUUAUUUUUUGUAACGAUUCUUUGUUUUUCUGGAUUUUUAAAGUGGUGUUAAGGCCUCUUACAAGAAGUUGGAAGUAUUUUCUUGGAUGUUUGGUGCUGACGGUUUUUUUUGAUUCAAUGCUUUACUGAUUAUGCACUGGGAUGUAUAGUUCCUACAUCUCUAUAAAAGAUAUCAUUUUUUUCUCUUCUGCUAAUGAGAUUUGUAAAUGCUGCCUUUGUGUCUUGUCUACUGGUCUUAAGUGUGUGCAUUCUAACACGCUGCGCCCCCAACCAAUAAAUAUCGUUAAAGAAACACUUCUUCUCCUCUUUCAGACGUGAUUUCCUGCCAUAUGCAGCGAUGACCCAGUUAAUUACGCUUCCCUGAGCAUUGUGAUUUUGACAUGACCUAAUAACCCGACUCCCUCUGUUGCGUUGGCAUGUAGCCUUUGAGGAUGUGGUUGCCAUGACAACCUCCUCUGGAGGAUGCAGUGCCUCUGCCUACCCCCAUUUCUUUUUUUUCUUCUUUUUUUUUUUUAGAGCAGAUGUUCACAUUAUGCCGAUGUGGGUUUUUGUUAAAUGGGAAUCCUUUGGACCAACAGUUUCUGCAGCUUAACGUGACGAAGAUGCCGCCUUCUCCAGAUUUAUCCGAUUCUUCAUUUCUUUACUUUUUCUUGUUCUGCAAUCCCCACACGGCCGCUGGUGGUUUGCAUUCAGGCAAUCUCCUCUCAUUUGAGCAACUAAUUUGGCAGGGAUCCACCAAAAUCCGUCAUUGUGAUCUCAGGGAUGAAAUAAUUAUUCUACGCAGGGUGUCUUUGCGAUUGUUUUCAUCUGCCUGCAAUUUUUGGAUUGUUGUAAAGUUUGAGGUUGAAGGGGGGGAAACAUUCUGACCUCCACAAUCUGCUCCAGGCCCAGCUGCUUCCUCCAGUUUUUAAUCUGCGGUUAUGUCGGAGAUGAGGGAGCCCACACGCCUGUGCUUCCUCUUUAGAUUAGUGCUCCAAAUCUUCUUGCAAAGAUUAAUAAAUAACUUGGCCAGUG
Molecule: messenger RNA, 2073 nt
Organism: Xiphophorus maculatus (southern platyfish)
Lineage: Eukaryota; Metazoa; Chordata; Actinopteri; Cyprinodontiformes; Poeciliidae
Gene: sft2d1
Product: SFT2 domain containing 1
Exons: 8
Coding region: 208-693 (161 amino acids)
Biological process (GO): vesicle-mediated transport
Cellular component (GO): membrane
Source: RefSeq, a predicted model, not a curated record